GCAUAUUAAAAGAGUCUACUUUUACCUGCAGUGUGCUUUGAAAAUGUCUGAAAAUUCCAGUGACAGUGAUUCGUCUUGCGGCUGGACUGUCAUCAAUCACGAGGGUUCUGACAUAGAGACAGUGACCUUGGAAAAUGGAAGCACAAAUGACAACCAUGAGUUUGUUUCAGAAGAAUAUGUUUCCUUGCAAGAAGAGGAGCAGGCAAUUGAUGUGCAAGCUCAGUGCAACAAUGAUGAAGAGAUCCCAGCAGUAGAUAACACACUAUCUGGUUUUGAGGAAACUCAGACAGUUCCAGAGGAAAAUAAAGAAAAAGUUCCUGAUGAUGGCUCCUGCAUUGGAACUAUUAGUGAUGAUUCUGACAUUGUUACACUUGAAGCUCCAAAACCAGAAGAAACUCAGAGUCAGGAGGAAGCUCCUGCUGAUGGUGAAGAAGCUCAGAGUUCAGAGGAUUUUAACAUGGGUUCCUCCUCUAGCAGUCAGUAUGCGUUUUCCCAUGUAGAAACUGUGUUCCCCUCGCAGGGCAGCCCCGAGGAGUCGAGCAGCGACGAGAGCAGCAGCCAGGCAGUUCGGCAGCGGCCUCAACAGGUGCAUCGUCCUGGCGCUGGUGAUCGCCAUCAGCAUGGGCUUCGGGCACUUCUACGGUACAGUGCAGAUCCAGAAACGGCAGCAGCUGGUGACAAAGACACGUGAAUUAAAGGAUCUGAAAGAUGACCUUUACCAGUGCCAACAAGAGCAAGGAGAUCAAGUGCACCACAAAGGGGGGUCACUCAAGGGAGAUCUUGACACGUGUUUGACCUUUACUGAGGUGGAGAAGAAAUCCUUUGAUUCUCAAAAAAAAAGUCUUGCUGCAGAAAAUCAGCACCUAAGAGAAUCUCUAGAGAAAGAAGAAAAAGCUUUGGCCUCACUUCAGGAAGAAUUAAGGAAGCUAAGACAACAAAUUAGAAACUUAGAAGAUAAAGGUAGUAGCACUGAAUCUAUUGUAAUAGAAAAUCAGAAACUAAGGGAGCAUUUGGAAGAGGAAAAGCAAAGGAACAGCAAUUUUCUCAGGCAAAAGGAAACACUCUUUGCAGAGGCACAGAUGCUAAGGCGAGAACUGGACAAGGAACGUCAUGUUACAGAAGCUCUGAAGAAAGAACUGGAACAGUUAAGUUCUCGUCAAACACCUGAGAGUGCUGCUGCUGAUGAUGAUGAGACAUUAAGAGAAAAUCAAGAAAUAGAAACUCUGCGAGGAAGACUGGCAGAACUGGAAAAGAAGCUGAACUUUGAGCAGCAACGCUCUGACUUAUGGGAGAAGCUGUAUGUUGAAGCAAAAGACCAAUCUGAAAAACAAGAAAUUUAUGAAAGUGGACAGAAGAAAGGUUUUAAAGGGCAAAGUAAGAGUAGAAAGAAAUCAAAGGAGACAUUUUUUGGUUCAGUGAAAGAAACUUUUGAUGCUAUGAAAAAUUCCACAAAAGAGUUUGUAAGACACCAUAAAGAAAAGAUUAAGCAGGCUAAAGAAGCAGUGAAAGAAAACUUGAAAAAAUUCUCUGAUUCUGUAAAGUCUACAUUCAGACACUUCAAAGAUACCACAAAAAACAUCUUUGAUGAAAAAGAGAAGUCAUCAAGUGACAAAAGAUAUGAGGCAAACAAGAAAGCUCGAACUUUUUACCGAGACCAUAACUCCUACGAGAAUCUGAAGCACAUGCAUUACAGGGGACCUCACAUGCCCAAAGAAUCCAGAAAUGGAAGGAAACAUCAUUUUACAACAUAUGAAAAAGAUUCAGAUUCCCAGAAAUGUCUCAAUGAUCAUUUGUGUAAUAGAAAACAUCAGUUUGCCCUAAAGGGCUGCUCUGGUAUUUUUGAAUGUGCUCAUCAAGAAUUCCUUAGUCUCUUUAACAGAGUUUCGGAUCCCAUCAGGGUGGAUGAAUUUAACCGGCUAAUGAGAAAGUAUUUGCAGCAAGUUGUGCAUAACUUUCAUCACUGGAGAGAACUAGAAAAUUUCAUCAAUAAGUUUUUUCAUAAUGGAUUGUUUAUACAUGACCAGAUGCUGUUCACCGAUUUUGUUAAUGAUGUCAAGGAUUACCUGGAAGAUAUGAAGGAAUACCAAAGUAAUAAUGAGAAGGUUUUUGAGGAUUUGGACAAAUAUGUCUACAGAUACUACUUCCAUUAUGAUAAUUCACCCCAGUAUGGACCCAGUCGACCUAAAAGACCUUUUACACAAACUGAAAAUUCCAGACAUGAAAAACAAGCUCAGAAGUACCAACACCGUAAUAAAAGAGAAGGAAAGCCUGCUAGAAAAAGAAGCACUUAUCCUGUUUGAUCCUGUCUGGAGCAGAUAUUCACCAGCCACCAUUGUCUGAAUUCAUGGACUUCAUUAAAGAUUUGAGGGGUUAAAAGGUA
Molecule: messenger RNA, 2380 nt
Organism: Zonotrichia albicollis (white-throated sparrow)
Lineage: Eukaryota; Metazoa; Chordata; Aves; Passeriformes; Passerellidae
Source: RefSeq, a predicted model, not a curated record